AUGCCCAAGCCCGUCGUCUUCGCUCCCAAGCCUGCCAUUGCUAAGCUCCCGCUUGCCGUUCGCAAAGACAUUCGCGAUAACUUCGAUGCCAACAUGGACGACUUCAAGGCCCGCAUCAAGGCCAAGCUUGGGGUUGACUAUACUAUCAACAUCAAUGCCGCCGAAGUUUGGGCUUACGCGUCUGAGGGCGAUACAUCCGCUGGCACUUGCUUCAAAGGGCGAGUUUUUACUAGGUUUCAGUUGUCCCUGGAUCUCAUCGCUUCCAGAUACAUUGAAGGCUUCAUCUCCGGUAUCGAGUCCUUCAUCAGCAAGUACGAGGACAACGGGAAAACCUACUUCAACGAAGCUGUAACGCAGGCCGAAAUCACACUCACCGUCAACAUUCUCGGCGACAAGGCAGAGACUCUGAGCGCUGAUGUCAAAGACGGUGUUUACCGCAUCCUCUUCCGUCACGACCGUCUGGGUUACAACCAGAGCUGGCAGGAGAGCACUAUCCUUCCCGCGAUCGAAGGCGUUGACCGCGAGGGAUUUUCUCUGUCAGCUAAGCACUCUAUCGAAGACGAUUUCGAGGGCAGCAUUGACGAGGUCCGCGAUGAGAUCAACAAAAUGCUUGGUGCCGAGUUCACUCUCGACCCCAACUUCGAGGAGGUUUAUGCCGCCCUCAAGGCCAGCUCUCAACAGGACUGGCAAGCCAACAUCGGUCGCACUAUCCUUAAUUACUUCAACGGUCUCAAGUACCAGCUUGAGAGCCAGGGCUUCAAAGAUGACGACAUGCUCCAGGAAGGUCUCCAGGAGAUGGUCGAAACCAAGACUUUCCGUGUCCGUGUCCUCCCCAAAACCAACAGCACCACCGAGACCGUCAUCGAGGACGGUGUUGUUUACCUCCAGACUCGUCCCGACCGUUGGGGAUACAACGCCAACGACAUGGGCGAAGGUCUGAUUAAAUUGCUCUAA
Mycena indigotica is the source of this 954-nucleotide messenger RNA. RefSeq lists its product as uncharacterized. The coding region runs from base 1 to 954 and encodes 317 amino acids. The transcript has 5 exons. The record is from RefSeq and is a predicted model, not a curated record. Lineage: Eukaryota; Fungi; Basidiomycota; Agaricomycetes; Agaricales; Mycenaceae.